AUGGCCGACCCUUUUGAGGUCCGCAUGCGCUUUACUUCACAGCUGCAACAUCUCAACGCGUCGGUCACUUCAGCGCAAAAGGCUGCCCAGUAUGCGCUCAAAUAUAAAGACAUGGAUGAGGAUCUUCACUCAUGCAUACUCGAGCAGCUCGAGCGGAAUAACAUGAACACGAGAGCCAACAUCAUGUACUUCAUUGAGCAUUUUCUUGAGAUGGCUCAGAAGGACGGCCAUGUCGAUUAUGUUCGGAUGAUGCAGCGAGACAUCAUCCGCGUCGUUGACGCCGUCGCUCCGGAUGAUGGUACAGGCGCCGCUAACGUCAAGGUGGUUCGAAAGGUUCUCCAAGGUCUUCAACAUAAAAGCUUUCUGCAAGCUCAGACUGUCACUGAGAUUGACGAGAUUCUCAGAGAGCGUGACACCUCAACUCACGACGUGAGCAUGUCUUCGCCGGUCAACGGCGAUGCUAACCUAGGCGACAUGCCACCAUCCCAGACCAUCCCGAAGCCCAACCGUGGUCCAGCUCCGCAGCGUCUAGACAAAAAGCAGAUCGAGCAGCGCAUCGAGGAGGAUCGCGAACGCCACAAGAGACUCCGUGAGAGUAUCUGGGCCGUCCCCACAGAUCCCAAAGAUGCCGAGAUGUGGAAGCUUUUUGAGGAAACGAGUGACCUUGGUGACGAUGAUUAUCUCAUGGCCGAAGAGGAAGAGGCAGAGCGUCAAAGGUGUCUGCAACAGAGUUGCCCUCAUCGUCAAGGCGAUCCCGAGGGCCAUGCCCCGAAUGGCAAAAGCUCCCACUGA
Messenger RNA from Phaeoacremonium minimum UCRPA7, 792 nucleotides. Its product is annotated as putative ctd kinase subunit gamma protein. Gene Ontology annotation, cellular component: CTDK-1 complex. Lineage: Eukaryota; Fungi; Ascomycota; Sordariomycetes; Togniniales; Togniniaceae. The transcript has 3 exons. The coding region runs from base 1 to 792 and encodes 263 amino acids. The record is from RefSeq and is a predicted model, not a curated record. Gene Ontology annotation, biological process: positive regulation of transcription by RNA polymerase I; positive regulation of DNA-templated transcription, elongation.